Molecule: messenger RNA, 1029 nt
Organism: Habropoda laboriosa
Lineage: Eukaryota; Metazoa; Arthropoda; Insecta; Hymenoptera; Apidae
Product: zinc finger C2HC domain-containing protein 1A-like
Exons: 5
Coding region: 73-1029 (318 amino acids)
Source: RefSeq, a predicted model, not a curated record
UGUGCACGUUGGCGUACAAGAGCAGCCUCGUGCCAAUAGAGAGGCUCAGUCGAUGUGUCUCCAUGCUCUUCGAUGUUGUGCUGCGUUUCGAGGAGAGCCGCUUUAGAGGUAGAUCAAGGGCCACCAUAUGAUCACACCUGGUCGAAAAAUCAGCCUGUCUCGUUGGCAAAAGUAUUACAAAUCGAGCAAUCCCCUGAACCAGAUGUGCCGCCCAUCCUACUGCCGUGCGCUAUCUGCGCACGGACCUUUAUGCCGCAGUCGUUGGAGAAGCAUGUCAAGAUCUGCGAACGAUCGGUGAACAAGAGGAGGAAACCCUUCGACUCGGCUAAACAGAGGAUCAAGGGAACAGAGCUGGCGGAGUUUUUGCCUAGACAGGAGAAGAAACGACACUCGCCGGACAACAAAUUCUCCAAGUCCAGGUCCGCUUGGAAGCAGACGCACGAUGACUUUUUACGGGCUAUCAGAGCUGCUCGCAGCGAAGUCGUGGAGGAGUACACGGUGCAGAAGCACGGCGGCACAACGGUCACAUCAAAUGCGCCGACGCGUGCGAAUGAACAGGGCACAUGUCCAACUUGCAAUCGACAUUUCGGCGUCAAGGCUUACGACAGACACGUGGCCUGGUGCAAGGAGAGGAUCACGCAUGUCUCGCUCAGUCCAGCGGCGAAUAUCGCGAAGGAACGCCUCGAGGCACGGAUGAAGUAUCGUGCACCAGCGGUGAAGAAUCGUCGUCAAAUGACCCGCGAGAAAUAUUCACCCGGUUCGGCGAUCACACUUAAUUCCGGCAACAAAACGUCGCCAAAAUUGGUUAAGGCCAAAGAAAGUGUCUCUGCGCCGAAUUGCAACAAGAGCAACGACAGUCCUGUUAAACAGAAAUCAACUGUCGCCAGACGUUCCGGACAAAUGAAAGAGUCCUCCCAUCCCCCAGCUUCGGUGAAGCUCCGACCAGUGGAACGUGCAAACAGCGGCAAGGAUUACGAUCCUUUCUUACUGGCGGAGCAGCAAAUGAACGAACAAAACGAACAUCCUUGA